AGGGUGAAUAAGUAAUGACUGAAUUUCCAUUUUUGGGUGAACGAUCCCCUUGAUGCCUUCAAAAUGUAAUAUAUUUGAAUAAAGUGAAAAAUAACAUAUAUUUUGUUCUGUUUCUUACAUAAAGCUAUCAUAAAACUCCAGAAGACUUUGUAUAUGCAGCACGAGUAGCAUCGACCACUUUUAUGAUGCUUUUUUGCCAUUUUUGAACGUACAGUUUUUUACGAUUGCUUAAGCACAAUUUUAAAUUCAAGGCUCGUUUCGUCAAAACACUACACACAAUUUACCCAUCCAUACACACAAAUAGCAGAACACCUCAGUUCUUUUGCAAAAUGAAACACUUCAUUCAAAACUUCACAAUAACAUGGCCCCAUUUUGACACCGUAUGGAACACACAUUGUUCAUACAACCUGAUUCUGUUUGAACCACUUACACACUGUGGUGCUCAAUCUUAAACACAUGUAACAUUUCUACAUUUUUCUAAUGAUAUACUGUAGUCUGGGUUUGAUUUUUUUCAGAAAUAUUGUUAGAGUACAGAACAUGAUUGACCAAACACAACACACAAGACCAGCACUGUACAUUGAUGAAAAUAUUUAUUUCUCUCCACAUUGUAAAAUCACUCAAUACAUCCAUGCAUUUCCAAAGGUUGCAUAUUGCACUGAAAAUCAGAACAUAUUCUAAAUGCAAUAUAGAACAUAAGCAACAAAAAGAUUUGUGGAGAGAAAAAGAAAGCAUAAAAAAAUAAACAAAACAAAAAAGACCCUCAACAUCAUCUCUUCGCUGCAUCUGGCCAUAGCACUUCGUCCACAUCCUCUCUUGCAAGACAGUGAGGGAAGAAUCUUCUUGAGUGGCGAAUCCAUCCUUGCACAGACCCAUGGCUUGAAUGAGGGAUAUCCUGACAUAGGGCUGGAGAUCGUAAACCAUCCAUUGCCAUGCCAAAAAAAAUCAAAAAUAAAUAAAUAAAAAGGGGGAAGGGAGAGUAUGGUGGGAGAUAUUGGAGUGAAAAUUGUGGACGCUUAUGAAACCAGUUUUGGACCACAGCAGAUCAGUGGAAAGAUACAUUAUCCCAGAUGACAAUGUAUCUCAUCUGCUCUGCAUCCAUUUGGUCUUCUGCUGUGACAAUAUUGUGUAGUCUGUCUAAAAAUGUGAAUAUGUGGGCCAUGUUGUAAGGAGGACCCCAUUCUGCAUGAUUGCAGCAUAUAUUGUGAUGUUACCACCACGUUGGCCCGGGACAUUCAAAAUAGCUCUGUGGCCAAUGAUGUUUCUCCCUCUCCCUCUUACUGCAACAUUGCCUUCCAUUUUUGAAGACACAUAAAUUCAUCUUUUGCCUUUUUAUAGUGCUUGCACCUGAUUGUUGAGUUAAAGUUAAGCACCUAAGUGUCUGCACACCUGAGGGCUGUGUUUGAUGAAUUGGUUUAUAGGGGUGGUAUUUUGGAAAGCAGUGUCUUGUAAUGGAAAAGAAGUGACAUCAUGUUAGAUUUCUGUGUCUAACGUAAAGAAGUGUGUUUAGUGUCUUGCAAAACACUGUGUGUAGUGUUUUGCAAAAAGUGUGAGGCUGAGAAUGUGCUUAUAUUUCUUCAGAUCUGGACUGAGGUUUUGCUCCUUGAAAGUGUGUGUUAUUUUUAAUUUUAGAGUGUAAGCAAUCGUAAAAAACUGUAAAAUGUUCAUUCCCCAAUUCAAUGUAAUUGCAUGGAAAAGAGCUAAUAGCACAGUCUUUAGAAUAUUUUCUUUGUGUUAACAGAAGAAAGAAAGUCAGUCAGGUUUGGAAGGACAUGAGAAUGAGUAAAUGACGACAGAACUGUAAUUUUUGGAUGAAUUAUCCUUUGUAAAAGUAUGCUUACUUUUACUUUUAUAUCCCUCACGUUCAGUUAGUAUAACUUCAGAAGAGUUUUUAGGCUAUAUAUGGUUAGCACUAUUACUGAAAACCCUAAAUGAGGUGACACCUGAAGUAUGUUGAACGUGAGAAUUUGCAGAUGAUCUCUCUCACAUCUAUGCUUUAACCCCACCUGAUUUUGCCAGGGACCCACAGGUCCUUAUCCAAGAACACAACUAGGUGACUAGGGCAACCAAGGUGCAAACCCAUCUCAAGAUGCCAUACCUUGUGCAUACAGUGCAGGUGUGAGUGUGGGAUUGCAGGAGAACAUGACAGGAACCUACACGAUUAAAACAGAACUGCAAAGCUCGCAUUUGGAUCAGUGCAGUAAGAAGUCUUACGCACUAGUUUGCUGCAGGUGGUUUUCAGCUGAUAGAAAAAGCAACAAGAUUCAGUGCAAAACAACAAAAGUUACUAUAGUUUCAAGCUGGUUUCAAGAUAGAGGAGAGAAAAAGCAGUGUUUCUGCUCAAAGCGUAUUUGAUCUCGACUGCUACAUUGUUGACAAAGCUGAAGUAUGCUUUGCUCCCAGGUGGAACUUCUCAGGAUGUUUUCCCAGUAAUGGAAGUGUCAGCCAUGCAAAGUCUGGAUGGCAUUUUUUGUGCUGACAAAUUCUUGAGGGACAUAACCUGCCCCCGAAAUGUCCUUGCAUUCUCCAACAAGGCUUUUGUUUCUCUGUGUGGGUUCUUUGCUCGGAGGGAGAGGGAAAAAUGGGCACUGGAAUGGUAAAGUAUCAGCUAGCAGCUGUUGCGUGAGUGACAAACUCAAGGGCUUGUGAUAUGAGAGGCACAGAGGAGAGGAAGACAGCAGUAGCUGUGCUGACCAACAUAAAAUGUGCUGGUGUGUUAAAGAAAAGACAGUACCUGUAAAGAGGUAUCUUGGAAACAAUAAUAUUUGCAUGCACUUAUGGGGAGAAUGGUCUUUGUGCACAGUGAGCCCCCGGUUUGACGGUUGUCUAUGAUGUUUAUAUGAGGAUUCGGGGGUCGGGAGUAUGAAUGCUGUAAUGAUGGCAGGGCGCUUUUGACAGGGAUCUACAUUGUCGAUUUAGACUAGACAGACUAUGUCUGAAGAAAAUGUCUGUCGUCACAUUGUCCAGGUUGGCUUUUGAUGUCUGAAAUGAUGAUGGGGUAAAAAUAACACAGAUUCCUCCAGUAAUUUAUUUUAAGUGAACCAAAGAAAGUUUUUUUCUAAUAGGAGAUAUGCCUAAGCUAUUUUGUGACUGCUGCUCUAUACAGUUAUUUCCUAAGGUCUGUUGCACCUGUUGUGGGUUUGUGCUAGUAAAUAAGAGAAAACUGAGAAGCAGUGUUACAAUAUCUCUUCCAGUGUGUCAACUAUGCUUAACUGUUAUUAACCAUUGGACACUACCUUUAUUUGACUAAACAAAGAAAUCUCCAGUCAACAAUAAGAUUAUUUUCCUUUUGAUUAAAGUAAUGAGAUAAACGUGAGUUUUAAAGAGUUUGUGAGGCUCUUGCAUCCUAAUGAAUGUGUUAGGCAGCAUAAAACAUUUUACAGUUCAGGUCUUUUAGCCAAGCAAAUUAAUUGGUUAUAAAAAGUCAUACAGAGGAAUUAAUUGAGAAUCAUUAUAAAUUUGUAUUAAAUAUUUACACAUAUCUCUUUACUUACACCCCCAAGCUUUUACAACCAUAAAAUAAAUAAUAGCCUUUUUUUAAAUUAAUUAAUAUUUGGAGUAAGUUUUAUAUGCUGGGCAUAUUGAGGUAAGAUAAAUUAAUGACAUGUGUUGAUAAUUUAAUGGAGAGAUUUGUUUCUCAUAGUUGGAUGAAGUUGUUAUUUAUAUAUAUAUGUAUAAUUUUUUUAUUCAGUUCUGUGUAAACUCUUUAAUUUUUUUGUUCAAACAAAGAUGAAGAAAUUUUCACUCUUGUUUUUGUUUUUGUCAACAGCAGGUUCAGCCAGUUGCCAUUUACAAUAAUUGCAAACUAUAUAAAUUAAUGAAGCAUAUCAAAUAUUUUUGUGAUGGCUAAGUGCUCUUGUUUUUAUUCAGUAAGGACAUCUGCAGUUGCUCAACCACAACAUUAUAACUGUGAGAAAUCUGUUAUUUUGUUAUUCUCUUUCUGUGCCUUUUAACUAGGAAUUUAACUUUUAUUUUUGUUGUUAAUGUUAAAGACAUUUGCUGCUUGAUGAUUUUUGUUAAAAAUGUUAAAAAUGCAUGUAUUUUAUAAACAUACAAGCCUGUUCUGUGUUCACCUGCUUAUUCCAAAAUAUAUGAUUCUCCAAGAAAUAAAUUUACUUUGUUCAGAGAAAUAAGGAAUUUGAUAAUAUUUGUAGUAAUUUAAUAAUAUACAAAAUUGUGAUUUAUGAUGAUGAACCUUAUAAAAAUAUUUUCUCCCUUUGUUGUUUAACUGUUCAAUUAAGCAGAAUUAAACAAUAAUGCAAAUACAGAAUUGUUUGUAAUUGUAAGUAAAAAAAACAAUACUGAAAUUAAAUAAAGAAUUAACUGAAGGUGGAGAAUAUUUUUGUAAAUAAUAUAGUACGAUACAAAAGUGUAAAAUUGUAUUUGUAACAUUAGUUAGCACAAAGAUUGUUUUAUUCAUUUAUGUUUGAUAAUAAUAAACAAACAUGUUUUAAACAUGUUUACAGAAAGAUCUUCCUCUUAAAAUAUUUUUUAGAAAAAUUGAAUAAUUUAGUUGUGGCUUGUACAUUAUUAUUUUUAAUAAAUGUCUUUUGUUUUGCAGACAUAUUCUUCUAGAAAAAAAUAUUUAUAGUAAUCUAGAAUAAUUUCUUAUUAAUUGUGGCUUUUUGCAACAAUGCUUUCACAUGAAGGAAGUGUUUGUUCAGUGCUGUAGAUUAUUGCUGUAAUGCUUAAGACUGAUAUCUGAGUUUAACUGAAGAGAUGAUUGUAAAUGAGCAAACAUUUGUGUCUCAACAUUAGUUUUCUUAUUAUCCUAUUGGAUGCUUGUUUCAUAUAACUGUGAUAUUUAUGUGUUUAAAUGAAUAUUAUGUUAUAUAUAUAUAUAUAUAUAUAUAUAUAUAAUCAGAUAUACAUAUUUAAUCUGAUCAUUACACCUUUAAUUUGAGGAAUAUAACUGUCCUUAUUUUAGAGUUUGCUUUGUCUUAAUGUGUGAUAAUGACCACACAGAAAGACUUCCUUGAUUUAUGGAAGCCUAAAACUUAAGCUCUUUGAGUUUCCAUGGAAGAAAACACAUAGGGUAAUGUGUGAAAAACUUAAUUGUAAAAUCAGCUAUAAUAUUUGGAGGGUCUGGCAAAACUUUCUUUGGGUGUGUCUUCACGGAUAUCGCGCUAAUUGCAGGCAUCCGGGAAAUAGCACGAGCUACUCUUACUAGCCCAGUAAGAACUGCUUUUGUGUGACGUCAUUAUUCCGCGAAAAAACAGCAUGGUCAGGUUAGAAUAUAGAGGCGUGAACCACAGACAGCCAUUAGAAUCAGACCUGAGUUGACUUUUUUGGAUGUUUAUUUGAGAGGGGCUGUGUGAUGUUCUGUCGUGUCUUUUUGUUUAAGACUGUUUGUUUACUGUGAUGGAUAUAUCCCGACGUUUAAAAGAUGCUCAUAUUACAGUUGACUGCGUAAAAAAAAAAGAAAAAAAAAAGAAAAAUAAUUAUAUAUAAUAUAUAUAGGCUAUAUAAAAAUGUUUGGCUGCUUGCAUGCCUUGAAAUGAGCUCAAAGGAAACUAUAGGCGUUGAUUUAUAGAUGGUUUGAAUUACACAUUACUUAAUGGGGGAGUCAUAACGUUGCUGACAUAGAGGGAUAUUUAUAUAUUUUAUAAAUGUUUAUGUGUAUUUUAUGCUAAUAAGAAAAAAAUCUUAUAAAAGCAACUUUAAUGUGACGUUUUUUUCAAACAGGUACGUUUAAAACAAACAAACAAAAAAAAACUAAAACGUUCUAAUAAUAAAUAGCCUAUUUGAGUAAUUUAUUAGUUAUUGUUUUAUUUAAAAAGAACAUUUGAAUGAUAUAAGAGUUUGAAUGCGCCAGAAAAGGAAAGCUUUGUAUCGUUAAAAAGAAAAAGGAUGCAUCCUUGAUGUUAUAAUGACUCGUAGUGCCCAUUGUUUGAAGCCAUUAAUGCAGCAUUUGGAUGUCUGAAACCUACUCAUGAUGCCCUGCAUUAGCGAAAUUUCACGUGUCGGCUGCGUGUGGGCAACACUGCAGUUUAAAUAACGCGCAUGUUUUAACAAGGAAAUGAAAUGACCAGAUGUUUCAGCAUUUGACUAAUUGGAAUUGCUUAAUUAUCCCUAAAUUCCAUACUGUCGCUGAAAGAAAUCAUUUUUGCAUGCUCUGUCAAUUUAAAUUCAUAUAGGUUAAGUAAUUUAAUAAAAAUAUAGACUUAUUAGCAGACUGACUUUGAAAAUAAUAGAAUAGGCUAUAUUUUUAUUCAAUGUUUUUGCCACUUAAGCAUUAAUUGUAAUCAUUUUAUCAUCUGUAUCACUUUAUCUUACAGGAUACGGUUUUUAUAAUGAAAAUAUCUUUUGAGUUUCUCAAAGCAUCACUCUGAGGGCUGCAGAUAUUGCUGUCGCUCUGCAAUAUUUGUGUAAAUUUAUUUAUGACAUUGCACGUGGCAGACUCUGAGGAGUAGAAACGUUCAUCAGGUGAUCAGCAAAAUAGAUUAGGUUCUUCCUGGCACUUUAGAAUGUGAACUUCCACAGACAAAGUCUGCCCAGUAACAAUCCGAAAGCCUCAGAAGGGCGCAGAAGAACUAUUGGCUAUGCACAUUGUCAAAAGGGGAGGAAACAAUCUACAGCGAGAGAGGAAAAAAAAAAAAAGUUUUAAAGAGACAUUUCCUAUCACAUUUAAAAGUGUUGAAACGAAGCAACUGUUGCAAAAGCAACAUAGCUGCGGUCUGUUGAGUUCUUCAGAAUCACUGUUAGAGGCUGGAGAACCUCGAGAUGCACCGUGAUCAAUUACUCACUAUAGAUGUUCUCUAGAAUGUCUUUGAAGACACAUUAACGCUAUUUAAUACUGAUUUCCCUAUUAUAAGAAAUGUUGAACUGCUUUGACUCCGAUUUGCAGCUUAAGUGACUUUCUGAAUGAGUUUGUGCGUUAUGCAUGUUGAAAUCCGUCACCUGCACAGCAGAUCACAAUUUUGGAAAGCUCACAUCUCCUUUUGAGGCUUGGCUUUUUGAUCCUAAAUUGAGACGAUACAAUGCUUUAUAUAACACACUGGGGGCAGCUCAAGAGAAUAACUAUCAUUCAGCUGCUAUCUCUAACGAGCGUGCCUUGCUUCAUGCUUUCGCUGCAUUUCCUAGAAAGCUAUCUCGUUGACCACAGGCGUUGCAUGUAAGAUAGCUGUAUUUCGACUUUGUGAUGACUAUGUGGCAUUUUAGUGUCCUUAAAGUCAAAAAGAAAGGUUUAUUGGUCUAAUUUGCGCAAAUGUCUGCUUGGCACAACUAUAUUGGUCAACUAGGAUAUGCAUAUUAUAUGCAUAUUAUUUGAUACUAAAUAACAUCAUAAAAACCCCAAACCACUUUUUUAGAACACUUUGAGAUGGGCUACUAUAUAUAAGUUGAAUGUUGGGUUGGGUACACUGUGUUUAUGUCUAUGUUUAUGUUUAUGUUUACCCAGCGUCGUUAAAGUAGUUGCGCAUUAAUAGGUGAGUGCAUGAUCCAUAAAUAUAUCAGCCAAUAUUGCAAAUCUUGACCAUCUUGCGGGGGCUAUUGAUAACCAGAGCAAGAGGGCUGGAAAAGAAGAGGAAGACCGAGCAUGUUGCGUCUGGCCAAUAAUAAGAUGACGCUUGCGUCACGCAGCCUUACAUCUGCAGACCUCAAAUGUUGCAGAGAGAGGAGCAGAGCAGAGAGAGACUAGUGGGGAAAAGUUUGCAACAGGAUCAGGACUAACCUGGACAGCCUUGUAGACUGGUUUUAUGUGCCUGAGAAGUCCUUUCUGCUCUUUUUGACAUUUCGCAACCAUUGUAUUUGACUGUUUGUAGGCUUAUUUGAGAUCGAAAAGGACUGUAACAAUCAUGGAACUGCUUUGUCUCGAGAUGGACACCAUUGUAAGAGCCCGUCCUGACCCGAAUCUUCUAUAUGAUGACAGGGUACUACAAAGCUUGUUGACCAUCGAAGAGAGGUUUCUUCCCCAGUGUUCAUAUUUUAAAUGCGUUCAGAAAGAUAUUCAGCCCUUUAUGCGGAGGAUGGUGGCGACUUGGAUGUUGGAGGUCUGCGAGGAACAGAAAUGCGAGGAAGAAGUUUUUCCACUGGCUAUGAACUACUUGGACCGAUUUUUAGCGGUGGUACCAACAAGAAAAUGUAACUUGCAGUUGCUCGGCGCUGUGUGCAUGUUUCUUGCGUCUAAAUUGAAAGAGACGCGUCCAUUAACUGCAGAGAAGCUGUGCAUCUACACUGAUAACUCAAUCAGACCGCAGGAACUGCUGGAAUGGGAGCUGGUUGUCCUGGGCAAAUUGAAGUGGAAUCUGGCUGCUGUCACUCCCAAUGACUUUAUUGAGCACAUUAUGAGGAAACUUCCGCUGCCUGAGGAUAAGCUGGACCUGAUCCGUAAACAUGUGCAGACUUUCAUCGCCCUUUGUGCAACAGAUUUCAACUUUGCUAUGCACCCUCCAUCCAUGAUUGCAACGGGAAGCGUGGCAGCAGCUAUCUGUGGCCUGCAGCUUAACAGCACUAACCGCUCACUGUGGGGAGACAACCUAACAGAGUUACUCGCCAAGAUCACAAACACAGAAGUUGAUCUGUUAAAGGCAUGCCAGGAGCAGAUUGAAAGAGUGUUGAUGAAUAACCUGAGGGAGGGCCGCCGGCAGCAGCAGAAACAGCAGCAGCAGGAACAGGGUGGCCCACGCAGCAAAGCACUUGAUGACCAAGACCAGUCCAGCACCCCAACCGAUGUACGAGACAUCAACUUGUGAGCUUGCUGCAGGAAUGCUGUGAUCUGUCUUCAAGAGAAAAAAAAGAAAAAAACAACAAAAAACAAAAAUGACAAAAAACAAACAACCCCAACAAAAAGUGCUUGCUAGUCUUUGUAGAGUUUUAUCUUCAUUUUCCAGUAAAAAUUGCUCCCAUAAAUGAAAAAAAAAAAUAAAAAAAUCAAAGCUAUUUUAGAUACAAAAAAUAGAUAUUUUUAAAAUGAUUUGAUACUGAUGCAAAAAGCUCUACGGUGCCUCAGACUCUUAGAAGGGAAGCGUGUAGUAUUUUGCAAACUCUUUUGAUUGUGUAAACAUAAUAAUAUGAUAUUUAAUGCAAAAGUGUUAGUGUAAAGGGCUUUUCAAAAUAGAGAGUCUACUGUAUCAGACUGGCUUGAAAGGGUACAAAAAGUGGGGCUAUGUUUUUUUUCCUGUUUUGUUGUGAUUUUUUUUUUUUUUUUUUUAAUUUUUGGUUCAUGUUGGAAUGCCUGAACUUGAACACACAAUGAGGUGCCAUGAGUAUGAAUGGACGCACCCAUUCACUUGGCUGUGCAUUAGGACCAGAAAGAGGGAUUUAAAAAGGAGUGGUGAGACACAAGUCUUAUGCUAAGAAUGCAGUGCUCUUUUGCUAGGGCAACAGGGGCUUAUAUCUUGAGAAUAGACUUUUAAUAUUAUUUUUAUUAUGAUUAUUAUUAUUAUUUCUGUUAAACAAGCAAGUUAUUGUCUCUCAAUUCUAAAGUUACAGACACUUCAAAUAAGCUUUUGUCAAGCUGCUUGUGUGCAUGCAUUUAUGUGUGGUGUAUGUUGGCUCAUGUGCAAGUGUGUACAAGUUACUCUAUAUCAAGCACUCUUGUGUGAGUCAUGUGGGCUUUGUUUAAUCAUCUAUCUGCAAGUGUUUGGUUAUAGAGACUGGUUCAGUGGUGGGCACAUGGUCAAAGGACUGGACAGGGGAUAGUACAUGGUUCCACAAUGCUUGGAGGGCCUCCUGAAUCAGUGCCUUAUAUUAAAUGCUUUUUUUACUGGCCUGGAAACUGCUUGAGGGCUGAGCCCAACCCAGUGCACAGAACAAGAGGAGGCAAGAACAGGGAGCGGACAGAGACGACUACGUUCCCUUGUAUCUUCUAAAGGCAAGAAGAGUUGUUUUUAAAAUAUGUGGGUAAGGUUGUCCUUCAUGGCAACCUUCCACUAAAUAUUACAGAUGUAUUGUAUACAGACAGUUUAUUACGUUAUUACGUAUUUUGUUGUGAGCAUGUUGAAGGAGCCUUAGGCUGAUUUAUGGUUGGUCCCAUCAGGGACUGAAAAAUGAGUUGUGGAGUUGUUUGCAAACAAAUGUGUGCUAUUGCUGUUAGCAGUAAAGGAAUGUGUAGGCAAGAAUGAUCGAGGAUGAUGAUGAUGAAACUUGGUUGGUUUGAGGUGUGAAGCAUGCUGCUGAGAUGAGGAUGCUUCUAUGGAGUUAGGAGAAGCAGGAAAGGAGGCCAAAGGAGAAACAACAGCUAUGGUUUCCAUAUAUCACCUGAUAUUUAAGAUCUUUAAUCUAUUUGUCUGUUUAUUUGUUUGUCCUUUAGUUUUUUAUGUCUCAUGUUUGAAUUACAGACCAGUAUCUAAACCAGUUCCGUUGAUAUUGCUAGCGCAUAACUGGGGAAGGUUACUCCAUCGGUUUCAGUUCAGAGAGCAUGUCUGCCAUGGAUAACAAAUGGUUAAGGUUAAGGAGUCUUUUUCUUUUCUUUUUUUUUUUUUUUUGGGCUGGUUUCCCAUGUUUAGUUCAUGGCAUGUUCAGUUCAUUAUAGCAUUGAAAACCAAUGUAUAACAAGCAACAAUAAUUAAAUAAUAUUAAUGCAAAUGUAAAAAAAUAAAUAAAAAAAGACCAAAAAACAGACAACAGAAAGACAGAAAACAGAUUGAAAUGGAAGAAUUUUUUUUUUGUUGAUUUGCACGCUCCAAGGGCAGUUUUCAAUUUGAAAAGACUUGUGCAACUGCAACAUUGCAGAAAAAAUGUUAUGUAGUGCCUUGAGUCUGAUGUAGACUUUCACCCUGUUUUGCCGAGCUUAAGCAUAAGAUCCACUACCCAGCCAUCCAGAAUAUGCUGCUUCCAAAGGUUGAACUGGCAUGGGGUUUGAAAACUUCCACAAGUCAUUACACAGUGGCUAAAAACAGGGUGCAUCAGCAGCACAAAACGGCUUUCAUAUGCUGAAUUCUCAUAGCUUACCUUGAAAAGGGGCAGUCGAGCUUAGGUUUGUGUCCGUCUAUGUAUGCGUGUGUGUUUGUGUGCAUGUCUUUCUGUGGGUAAAGGAGAUGUUUAUGUGUACUCAUGCAUUUCCUUUCUCCAGAAACAGUUCUUAGUGAUGUUUGAGUUUCACAAGUCACAUUUCCUCCAUCCUCACACCAAAACCCCCGGGUCAAUCUUAUUGUAUUAAGUUAGCUUGUCUUAUUAUUUUCUUAGCUCUGUUCUGAAAAUGAAUUACAGUACUGUUAAUAGAUUGUAUGGGUGGCUAAGUGGUUUGAGUUUAAAUAUGGACCGAAGUUACGUUCCUUAAGGGGUAUGAUACUGUAUUCCAAAGUGAUGAGAGAUGGAAAGAGUGUGAAGACAUCAAUCAAGUGUCAAUAUUGUUGAGUUGUUAUUGUUUUUUUCCGCUGCUAAAAAGCUAUGAUUUUUUUUGUUUCAUCUUAUACACAAAAAUAACAUUACAUAGUUGUGAUGUCACAUCAGUGUGCUGCUAUUUUAUAAACAAUUGUAUUAUAAUUAUUUUACUGCUUACAGAAUACUUUGAGAAUACAGAAGUAGAGGGUAAAAGAAGAACAUGAAUUGAGUAUUCGACUGGAAAUGCUCUUUGUACAGUGUGCUCUUAUUAAGGCAUGUUUCUUUACCUUUUAAUCUUUUUUCCUCCUCUUCUUUCUCUGUCACAUUCUGUAAGUGUGGUAUCUCUAUACCUCAGGUUUACUGGACAUAAAAGACUUUCCCAUUACCUCGCACAACUCACAACAGUUUUUUCGGGAACCUGGAAAGGGCAGCACAAAUAAGAGGUUAUGAUAUUUCUGCUGUGUCCGAUGUAGUAAAUUAAGUGGAAUUUAAUUUCCAAAGUAGAUGAAUAGCAAGCUUACAAGGCUCCCACCUGGACUUCAGAAAUAGUAGACGGAGGAGGUGAUGAACGUUUGGCUGUGUCUUAUGUACACGGCCCAUAUCAGUGGAAAUAAACCUGUAAAUAUCAAAUAAGCAACAACAUUGAGAAAAGCCCUCCUCCCUCCACUAUAACCAUAUCAUGUACCUCAGUUAUGUCUGUUGCACAACCUCUGUUCAAUAAAUCUGCUUUAAAGAGUGUGGUGCUAUGUUAUUGUUCCCUUUUAUUGGCAAAGUUAACAGUGAAAAUAACAAUGGGAACCCAUCCAGCAUGUUAUAACCUGGUAAAGAAUGACUGUAAAGACAGUGUUGAUAAUCAGACACAGGCCAGAUGGAAAAUGACACAUUUCAAAAAUAAAGCAGAGGUUGAACUUUUCUGUUCAGCAGUGUUUCCUUCCAGAAUUAUCCGCUAAAGAAUUACAACUAAAUGAGGAGUUCAUUAGGGUUUAGCAACUCUGUGGAUAUUCUUUGGAUUUCUGUUGAACUCAAAUAAUUUGUCAUUGAGAGCAUGAAUGAAGUUAAAGGAGAGGACAUGCUGUAUGCUAAGGUCAAUAAACUUACAAUGAAAUAAG
Messenger RNA from Onychostoma macrolepis, 12371 nucleotides. RefSeq names its product cyclin D2, a (gene ccnd2a). Gene Ontology annotation, molecular function: cyclin-dependent protein serine/threonine kinase regulator activity. Gene Ontology annotation, cellular component: cytoplasm; nucleus; cyclin-dependent protein kinase holoenzyme complex. Gene Ontology annotation, biological process: positive regulation of G1/S transition of mitotic cell cycle; mitotic cell cycle phase transition; regulation of cyclin-dependent protein serine/threonine kinase activity. The record is from RefSeq and is a predicted model, not a curated record. The transcript has 5 exons. Lineage: Eukaryota; Metazoa; Chordata; Actinopteri; Cypriniformes; Cyprinidae. Bases 7794 to 8690 code for a protein of 298 amino acids.